Molecule: messenger RNA, 926 nt
Organism: Colletotrichum destructivum
Lineage: Eukaryota; Fungi; Ascomycota; Sordariomycetes; Glomerellales; Glomerellaceae
Product: Putative glutathione S-transferase, Thioredoxin-like superfamily, glutathione transferase family
Exons: 4
Coding region: 86-757 (223 amino acids)
Biological process (GO): translational elongation
Cellular component (GO): nucleus; cytoplasm
Source: RefSeq, a predicted model, not a curated record
ACUCCCGUCGUUUCAAUACCCAAAACAUUCAUCCAUCCAUUCUCUGUAAACCAACGCGCACCCACCUUUCUGUUUUACCGCCAAAAUGAGCUUCGGAAAGCUUUACUACUACCCCAAGGCGCCUCGCGCGACACAGUGUCUCUACAUCGCCGAGUACAACAAGCUUGAUAUCGAGUUCGUCGAAGCAUGGCCGAUCAAGGUCGACGCCAGCAAGGGCGGCGUGGGGGAAGACUACCUCUCGAAAUUUCCUCCCGGCAAGGUUCCCGCGCUUGAGCGACCCAACGGCUUCACGCUUUACGAAUGCAUCCCAGUUUCGAUUUACCUCGCAAAGCAGGACCCUAAUACCAAGCUUCUCGGCACGACCCUCGAAGACGAGGCAACUAUACUGAAGUGGGCAUCUUUCGCCAACAGCGAGCUACUACCCCCCAUCAUGGCAUGGAUCAACCCAGUCAUCGGCAAGGGCCCCUCAUCACCCGAGAUUCUCGCGGCGGCAGAGAAGAACAGCGAAGGCAUGGUCAGCGUGGUGGAGAAGGCGUUGACAGGCAAGAAGUUUCUCGUUGGCGACGAGCUCACGAUAGCGGACUUGUUCGUGAUUGCGGCGAUUGCGAGAGGAUACCAAUUUGUCUUUGCCAAGGAAUGGACGGAGAAGCACCCGGCCAUCCACGACUGGUACUGGCGAAUCAAGAGCGAUGACAUUUGGAAGAAGAUUGACGGCGAACCUUACGUGUUGGACGUGGUGGGAGGAAAGCCGGUCUGAGAGUGGAAUAAUCACCAAACACGUAACAGCGAAUCGGCCAGAAUGAUGAUACUGUAAACAAAGACCAAUACUUGACAAAGUAUAAAGAGUCAAGAUCCCGGCACUCAGUGCGAUAUCAGAGGAGGGGCGGGCAGAUACGAGAGGAGACAGACGAGAGAUAGGUUGAUAA